AGGAGAGAGAGAGGAAGAGGACCAGUGGGGGGAUGGUGAUAGAGCAAGGGAUUGAAGAAGGGAGGGCUGAAGACUGUAUGUGAGAGAGAACGAGGGAGGGGGGAGGUAACGAAGAACCGAGACACACAGUGUAGCAGGAAUCGCCACAGAGCUGCCAAGGGUCUUUCCAUGAAAGCGGAAACGCUCUCACACAUGCACGGGUGGUGAAAGGCUUUUCAGAUGAGCCCAUAUUUUGAGUGACCCGAGAGAAAAGGAGAACCAUUUUUCCUGCGUCUCUGUCUGUCUCAUGAGCAGCCAUGCCUGUUCUCUCACCUACCACAGGUUUACAUGAGAUGCUAGCCCUCGUCACUUCCCAGCUGCAUCCAGAUGCUAAUCAUAAAGAGGACAUGGUUUUCCUCAGGGAGGUCUUCAGUGAGAGGAGCCUCAGCUAUCUUAUGAAAAUCCAUGAGCGACUCAGGCAGUUCCAGCUCCAUAACCCAACCCCAGUGCUCCACAGCGCAUCCUGCCUGGCCGAAGAUGUCGCAGAGGAGCUACAGAACGGACCACUGGAAGAAGAUGAGAGAGAGCUAUUAACACUUUUUACUGCUCCACAUGUGAAGGCAGUGCUAACAGUACAUGACACAGUGGCGCAGAAGAACUUUGAGCCUGUGCUCCCCCCUCUGCCGGAUGAUCUAGACGAUGAACUAGAGGAGGAAUCAGUGAAGAUUGUGCGUUUGGUGAAGAACAAGGAGCCUCUUGGUGCGACCAUCCGCAGGGAUGAAGUAACUGGGGCGGUAGUGGUUGCUAGGAUAAUGAGGGGCGGGGCUGCAGACCGCAGUGGUCUGGUACAUGUUGGAGAUGAGUUGAGGGAGGUCAAUGGAAAUCUAAUUAUACACAAACGUCCUGAGGAGAUCAGCCAGGUUCUGUCUCAGUCUCAGGGCUCGAUCACUCUGAAGAUAAUCCCUGCCAUUAAGGAGGAGGAUAGAUUCAAGGAUAGUAAGGUCUAUUUAAGAGCCCUGUUUGAUUACACACCAUUUGAAGACAAGGCCACACCCUGUCAGGAGGCAGGACUGCCUUUCACAUGUGGGGACAUCCUGCAGGUGGUGAGCCAAGAUGACCCAACAUGGUGGCAGGCCAAAAGAGUGGGAGACAGCAACCUGCGUGCUGGACUCAUUCCUUCAAGACAGUUCCAGGAGAGACGACUGUUGUAUAGGGUGAAAAUGGGAACACACCAGAGCCCUAAAUCACCUAGAGCAUCACCAUGUGACCAAACUUGUGAAAAAGCUGGUCUAAGGAGAAGCUUCAGACUGAGCCGCAAGGAUCACCAGGGUUCGACCAAAGAGUCUCAUCCAGCAGAGUCCACAGAGAGUGAGUUUCUCAUAUAUGAAGAGGUGACACUAUAUCAGAUGAGACCCCAAGACAAACCAAGACUUGUGGUGCUGAUAGGAUCUCUUGGUGCUCGAAUCAAUGAGCUGAAGCAGAAGGUGAUUGCUGAGAAUCCUCAUCGAUAUGGUGUUGCUGUGCCACACACAACCAGACCCAGGAAGAGCCACGAGAAAGAAAGUGUAGAAUACCACUUCAUCUCCAAGCAAGCCUUUGAGGCUGACAUCCAAUCGAACAAGUUUAUUGAAUAUGGUGAAUAUAAGAAUAACCAAUAUGGGACAAGUCUGGAGUCAAUCCGGAGUGUCCUGGCGAGAAAUAAAGUGUGUCUAGUAGAUGUUCAACCUGAGGUAAAUAGAACAUUUUGCCAUUUUUAUUAG
This is a messenger RNA of Sinocyclocheilus anshuiensis, 1739 nucleotides long. Its product is annotated as MAGUK p55 subfamily member 3-like. Lineage: Eukaryota; Metazoa; Chordata; Actinopteri; Cypriniformes; Cyprinidae. The coding region runs from base 297 to 1739 and encodes 480 amino acids. The transcript has 17 exons. The record is from RefSeq and is a predicted model, not a curated record. Gene Ontology annotation, molecular function: protein binding.